ACGAACAGCUGCGCACGAGCCCACUCCAUACUCCGUACAUCAGAGUCAUACAGAUGUUUCUCAGAGGCAGGAAAUGAUCUGAUUGAUCCACUGAUGCAUCAGCGGACACGUGGACAUCUUAUAAAAACACACUCUAACGUAGGCUACAUAAACUCAGCUGUACAUGAAUGCAAAGUAAACACAAGUUUGUGCAGGAGAGGUAGGAAGCUACAAACUCAUACAAAGUCCUCUACUGAAAACUCAAGGUCAAUGGUCAGUGCAUCACAGGAUGGCAAGCUUCUUGUCUGGGACACCUUCACAGGAAACAAGUUGGUUGCUGUCCCACUAAAGUCUGCCUGGGUGAUGAGCGUCGCCUUCGCCCCCUCUGGUAACCUGGUGGCCAGCGGUGGUCUGGAUAACAUGUGUACAGUGUACAACAUCAAGGCUGCCAGCCCCAAGACCCUCAGGGAGCUGGACGCACACACAGGUUACCUGUCUUGCUGCCGUUUCCUUAGCGACACUGAGAUCCUCACAGCUUCUGGUGACACCACCUGCUGUCUGUGGGACCUGGAGACUGGCAAGCAGAAGGUAGUCUUCACCAACCACAUUGGAGACUGCAUGUCGCUGGCUCUGUCCCCCGACAUGAACACCUUCAUCUCCGGAGCCUGCGACUCUCUGGCCAAGCUGUGGGACUUGAGGGAAGGCACCUGCAAGCAGACCUUCAUCGGACACACCAGUGACAUCAACGCCAUCGCUUUCUUCCCCAGUGGAAAUGCCGUCAUCACAGGCUCCGACGACUGCGCCUGCAAGAUGUACGACCUGCGCUCCGACCAGGAGGUGAAUAGCUACCAGGACGGCAGCCUGAACGCCGGCGUCACGUCUUUGGCUCUCUCCAACUCAGGCCGCCUCAUCUUUGCUGGCUACGACGACUUCAACUGCCACAUCUGGGACUCACUGAAGGGAGAGAAAGUCGGUGUGCUGUCCGGCCAUGACAACAGGGUGAGCUGCACCGGGGUCCCUGAAGAUGGUAUGGGCGUCUGCACAGGAUCCUGGGACAGCUUCCUGAAACUCUGGAACUGAGUCGUCCUAGGGAAGAAAAACACGGGGGAGAGG
Molecule: messenger RNA, 1092 nt
Organism: Thunnus maccoyii (southern bluefin tuna)
Lineage: Eukaryota; Metazoa; Chordata; Actinopteri; Scombriformes; Scombridae
Product: guanine nucleotide-binding protein G(I)/G(S)/G(T) subunit beta-3-like
Exons: 7
Coding region: 94-1059 (321 amino acids)
Biological process (GO): G protein-coupled receptor signaling pathway
Cellular component (GO): cytoplasm; heterotrimeric G-protein complex
Molecular function (GO): signaling receptor complex adaptor activity; protein binding
Source: RefSeq, a predicted model, not a curated record